Rotaria sordida is the source of this 960-nucleotide messenger RNA. The record is from the annotation of a GenBank genome assembly. NCBI's taxonomy places the organism in Eukaryota, Metazoa, Rotifera, Eurotatoria, Philodinida, Philodinidae.
AUGAAUUUUGGACAUUUAUUUCGAAAAAGAAGCAAAUCAAAAUCAUCAAAAAAUUCUAAUGAUAAUGAAAAAUUCGAAACAAAUGUUAGAAAUUCAACACAAAUACGAGAAAAAAUACCUGUUGGUGAAGCUAUUCAUUCAGAUGGAGUUUUAAAUAUUUAUCCUGUUGAUACAUCAACUAUUUUAUCUGGUAGUCAAGAUCGAACAUUAGUUUUAUAUGAUUUUAUUAAUCAUCGUAUUCGUCGUCGAUGGACUGGUCAUGAACAUGAUGUUGUGAAAGUUUUAUAUGGACAUAUAGUAAAUUUAUUUGUAAGUGCAUCACGUGAUCGAACUAUACAAUUUUGGAAUAUAAAUUCUGAUUUACCUGUACAAAAAUUACUUGGUCAUGAACUUGUUGUAACAGCUAUUGACUUUAAUCCAGAAAAUUCAAUUUUGGUUAGUGGAAGUCGCGAUAAUAAAAUUAUUUUUUGGGAUACAAAAACUGGUCAAAUAUUAAAAAAAAUUAUGAUCGGACGAAAUUUGAUUACAGAUGCUAAAUGGUCUCAUGAUGGAACAUUUAUAGCACAAACAGGCGAAGAUAAAGAAAACAAAAUGUAUGAUGCUCGAAGUAUGACUCAAGUUGUUAAUGGUUUCAAUGGUAGUGGAGCUGAAAUUUCUUUAUGGGAUAUUCGACAAAGAAAAUUAAUCUCAGAACUUUAUGGUCAUAGAGCUACAGUUAAUAGUGGACAUUUUGUUGAUCAAUCAGCAUCAAUGAUAAUUUCUUGUAGUAAUGAUGGUCGAGCAAUUCUUUGGAAUGUUUCACAAAAUUCAAUUCUUACUGAACUUGAUGUUGAUAAUGCAACAGCACUUACAUCAAUAAUUGCAAUGAAUACACAAAAUUUUGCAACUGGUGGACUUAAUGGUAAAGUUAGUUUUAUUCAACGACUCAAUCGUCAGUUACAAUUGAUUGAUCAAAUAUAA